CAUCUUUUUAUCACCUUUGUGUCCUCUGUCCUCAUUAUCACCAUCCUUCUUCUCCUUCACCAACUCACUCUACACAAAGAGAAGAAGAAGAAGAAGAAGAAGAAGAAGAAGGAAAGAUGGUGCCUUUAGCCAUCAUCUUCUUGCUAUUCCCAACCCUCCUAAUCAUCCUUGGAAUGCUCCUGAGCUUAAGAAACGGAGGCAAUGAAACCUCAAAGAGAGGCCUCAACAUCCCACCAGGAAGCAUGGGCUGGCCAUUCCUCGGAGAAACCAUCGCUUUCCGCAAACUCCAUCCCAGCACUACUCUCGGCCAAUACAUGGAACACCGAGUCCAAAGGUACGGCAAGAUCUACAAAUCGAACUUGUUUGGGUCACCGACGGUGGUGUCGGCGGAUGCAGAGCUGAACAGGUUCGUGUUGAUGAACGAUGGGAAGCUGUUUGAGCCGAGUUGGCCGAAGAGUGUGGAGGAUAUACUGGGGAAAACGUCGAUGCUUGUGGUAACGGGGGAGAUGCACAGGUAUAUGAAGUCAUUGUCUGUGAAUUUCAUGGGAAUAGCAAGGCUUAGAAACCAUUUCCUUGGUGACUCGGAGAAGUAUAUCUUGGAGAACCUUGCUUUGUGGAAAGAAGGUGUUUCUUUCCCUGCAAAAGAAGAAGCUUGCAAGAUCACCUUCAAUUUAAUGGUGAAGAACAUACUGAGCAUGAAUCCUGGAGAGCCGGAGACCGAGAGAUUGCGCAUGCUCUACAUGUCCUUCAUGAAGGGAGUCAUUGCUAUUCCUCUCAAUCUCCCCGGAACUGCAUACAGGAAAGCAAUUCAGUCUAGAGCGACGAUUUUGAAAGCCAUUGAGUGUUUGAUGGAGGACAGAAUAGCGAAGAAGAAAGCCGGGACCGAUGAGAUUGGAGAAGCCGAUCUUCUUGGCUUCGUUCUUGAGCAGUCAAACUUAGAUGCCGGACAAUUCGGGGACUUGCUUUUGGGUUUGCUCUUUGGUGGUCAUGAAACUUCCUCCACUGCCAUCACUUUAGCUGUCUACUUCCUUGAACAAUGUCCUAAAGCUGUGCAGCAGUUGAGGGAAGAGCAUUUGAACUUGGUGAGGAAGAAGAAACACAGAGGAGAAUCCAGUGCACUCACUUGGGAAGACUACAAAUCCAUGGAUUUCGCACAGUGUGUGGUGAGUGAGACACUGAGGCUAGGGAAUAUCAUCAAGUUUGUGCACAGGAAGGCUGUCACUGAUGUUCAAUUUAAAGGAUACGACAUACCGAAGGGCUGGAGUGUGAUCCCGGUCUUUGCUGCCGCGCAUUUGGAUCCUACUGUUUACGAGAAUCCUCAAAAGUUUGAUCCUUGGAGAUGGCAAACAAUCUCCUCGAGCACUGCUAGGAUCGACAAUUACAUGCCAUUCGGUCAGGGCCUGCGCAAUUGCGCCGGUCUUGAGCUCGCGAAGAUGGAGAUUGCCUUGUUCCUUCACCACCUCGUCCUUAACUUCGAUUGGGAGCUCGCCGAACCCGAUCACCCCCUCGCCUAUGCUUUCCCGGAGUUCGACAAGGGUCUUCCUAUCAAAGUUCGCAAGCUAUCCAUCCUAGAAGAAUAAUAAUGCAUCAAAUAUAAAAUGUUUGUUCUGGUGUACUUGUUGAUGAGCUGAAUAUUAUGUUUGAUAUCAUGCUAGCUAUAGAACUAGCAAGUAUGUUAUUGUGGGCAUGACAUGAAGUAUCAGCAUAUGUCUAAACAAGCCAAACCUGGAAACAAGCAUUUCAUCUCUAGCUGUUGUCUUGGUUUUUUUA
Molecule: messenger RNA, 1770 nt
Organism: Dioscorea cayenensis subsp. rotundata (Guinea yam)
Lineage: Eukaryota; Viridiplantae; Streptophyta; Magnoliopsida; Dioscoreales; Dioscoreaceae
Product: cytochrome P450 90B1-like
Exons: 8
Coding region: 117-1580 (487 amino acids)
Biological process (GO): sterol metabolic process
Molecular function (GO): monooxygenase activity; iron ion binding; heme binding
Source: RefSeq, a predicted model, not a curated record